Paramecium pentaurelia is the source of this 499-nucleotide messenger RNA. The record is from the annotation of a GenBank genome assembly. NCBI's taxonomy places the organism in Eukaryota, Ciliophora, Oligohymenophorea, Peniculida, Parameciidae.
UAAUGUCUUAAUCAGUACUUUGGGAAGUAGUUAAGGGCAAUAAUGCUUUUUUGGUCAAAAGAAAUGGAUUGACACUCUCAACUGAUCCAUUCAAUAACACUGGAGUAUAAACAUACAGCAGUACAGGUAUUAAAGCAAUCUUAAUAUAAAAGGAUUCAUUACAAAAAAUGCUAUUGGUGUAGUACCAACAUAAUCAAAGGUUAAUUAAAUUAAUAAUGUGAAUUUGGUUGCAAGAAAGAGCACAAAAUUCUAAUAAGUUGAUAGAAAGACUAAAAAUACUUAAUCAGUUUAUGCUUCAACUUUGAGUGUUAAACAUGGAAUUCAUACAGCCUCAAGAGUAUAUCAUAUCUUUAUGAAUAAUAGGUAAUUAGAAAGAGAUUUGGUACAAGAAGACUUGGAUUGUAGAAGGCAGCUCUUAGAAAAUUAGUGAAAUUGAACAGAGCCAAUUCUGUCAGAAGAAGAAAUGAAAUUGCUGCAACUAAGGCAUAAAAGAAAUGAU